Messenger RNA from Neltuma alba, 948 nucleotides. Its product is annotated as 2-oxoglutarate-dependent dioxygenase DAO-like. The record is from RefSeq and is a predicted model, not a curated record. The transcript has 3 exons. Bases 1 to 948 code for a protein of 315 amino acids. NCBI's taxonomy places the organism in Eukaryota, Viridiplantae, Streptophyta, Magnoliopsida, Fabales, Fabaceae.
AUGGUGAACAUGAGCACGGGCGUGAUCUUGAGCAUCCCAAUGAUCGACAUGCAGAAAUUUCCAGAUGAAGAGGAGUACAAGAAGCUAAGAGAGGCAUGCGAUGAAUGGGGAUGUUUCAGAGUGGUAAACCAUAGCUUACCCAAGAGCUUAAUGGAGGAGAUGAAGAAGGUGGCAACGUGUUUGCAUGAUCGUCCAAGAGAGAUCAAGAAACGCAAUGCUGAUGUUGUUAAGGGAAGUGGCUACACAUAUCUUCCUAUAAAUCCACUCUAUGAAAAUAUGGGUUUUCAUGACUUUGGAUCCUCUCUUGAUAUCGAUACUUUCUGCUCUCAGUUGGAUGCAUCCCCUCAUGACAAGGAAAUCAUGAAGGCAUAUGGGAAAGCAAUUCAAGAACUAGCGGUGGACAUAGCCAGAAAGAUAAAGGAAUGUGUUGUGGGGUUAUCAGAACCCGUUGAUUUUCAAGACUGGCGAUGCAAUUUUAAGAUGAACAAAUAUAGCUUCACCCCUGAGACUGUAGGACUCUCAGGAGUCCAUGAGCACACUGAUCCAGGGUUUCUCACAGUUGUUCAAGAUGAUGACCUUAUUGAUGGUCUUGAAGUCUUACACCUUCCCUCUGGUUCCUUUAUUCCAGUCCCUCCUUUAUCUGGCACCUUCGUUGUUAAUCUCGGGGAUGUUGCUCAUGUGUGGAGUAAUGGAAGGUUUCCAGGUGUGCAUCAUCGUGUGCUAUGCAAGGAAGGAAGGACCAGAAUUUCAGUAGUGGCAAGUUUGCAAGCACCAAGGCAUAGGGAUGUUGAAGUUGCAAAAGAGUUUGUGGACGCAGACCACCCCCCUCUCUUUAUGCCUUUCACUUUCGAACGUUACAUUGAGUCUCGUUGGGCCAAAAAUAUGAGAGUUGGUGAAGCGCUUGACUUCUUGCGUGUUGAUCACCCUUCAAAUACUGUUUCAGCUUGA